Arthroderma uncinatum is the source of this 1410-nucleotide messenger RNA. RefSeq lists its product as uncharacterized. The record is from RefSeq and is a predicted model, not a curated record. Lineage: Eukaryota; Fungi; Ascomycota; Eurotiomycetes; Onygenales; Arthrodermataceae. The transcript has a single exon. Gene Ontology annotation, molecular function: hydrolase activity, acting on carbon-nitrogen (but not peptide) bonds. Bases 1 to 1410 code for a protein of 469 amino acids.
AUGGCUGAGAACAGUGAACUUGGAGAUAUACCCCCGACUUUCAAAAUCGACCUUUCUCUCCCGCCAUCACAAAGAUAUAAGGCAUUGGCCUCCUUGUACCGCUUCAAGCUGAAGUCACUUGUCGACAUCUUUAACGAGCUGCUGACUGGUCUUUUUGGCACAGGGUCCAUAAAAUGGGUUCACCGCGUCGCCCCAGUCUUGUUGAAACGCCUGUAUACUGACGAGGAAACGGAGGAGAUCAAAGGAAUAAGCGAGGCCACAGGCAUAGGUCUAUACAUCCUUGUAUCUCUCAACGUCUUUCUCGACCUACUUAUGGGAUGCACUAGCGGGGCAGCCUUGACAAAACACCAGCAAGAUCUAGAUGCGAAAAUGCUACACUUCCGUACCCUCGAUUGGGAUAUGGACGAACUCCGCCAACUGAUCGUGAAACUUGAAUACAUUCGCAGCUCCGAAAGUGACACUGCUCUUGCCACGAGUGUAACAUAUGUGGGCUUCGUUGGGGUCCUCACUGGAGUGAGAAAGGGAUUAAGCAUCUCCUUGAAUUUCCGCCCCUGUCACGAUACAAGCAGUAUUUUGGCAAACUAUCGGUUCUAUGGAAGUCAUUUACUCGUCCUGCUUGGUAUGAGGCGAUCGAUAUCGUCUUUACUCAGGAAAUAUCUCUUGUCGCCAAAUCUAGAGCCUACCCAACGUCAGUCAUGGCUUGAUCGAAUACUGAGGCGGAAGCCUGCUCCAAGGCAAAAUCAGACUCCCCUGGAUCUAAUAACAGCAUCUCUACCACAAAUACCCACAACAGCAGCAUAUUUGGUUAUGUGUGACGGGAAAUCAGCUGUGGUGUUUGAAAAGGAUCAUCGAAGAGCAACUAUCCAACGAUCGUCGUCAUUUAUCGUUGUCACCAACAGUGAUUCUGUGGACGACUCUCCCAUUUUUCAGGAAGAUACCCCGCGCCGCGAUGAAAACUGCACUGGGGCAGCGAUCAACUCCACUGAGCCUGUAGGCAUGGAUGAUGUGGUUUUCCUUAGCAGCGAACGAAGGUGCUAUAUGCAGAAUGCGUGGGAGGAAAAGGUCCAGGCUGCUAAGAGGGUAUCUAAGACCGAGGACUCAGGAAACGAAGCAACUAUCGGCUCAUCGUCAACAUGCCGAGACUCAGUCACACCUAGAACGGAUGCAGGGCAGCGAACCUGCUCAUCAAAGUCUACCAAGGAGUGCUCUGUUGGCGUUUUGUCUGACUCGAGUCUUGAGCAUCAAGUUACCGCGACACCAUCUGAAGUUUCUAAAUGGAUAACAGAAUACCCCGUCACCAACGAGAUGACUCACUUUUCAGCUAUUAUGGAUCCUACUUUGGGUACAGUGGCCUGGGUCAAGAGAUAUCUCGAUCCGCCACCUAGCAAUGAUAAUGAUAAUACAGGUUGA